AUGCGCGAAGCCGUUCCAGACAAAGUGGCCCUCAGCGGUGCCCGGGCCGUCGUUGUGAAGGGAAUGUAUGCCUUUGUCGCAGGCACCUAUUCGCACACAUUGUCCAUUAUCGACAUCUCCCAGCCUGCGCAGAUGACUUUAACAGGAGCGUACCACGAUGCUGAUGACAUGCAGUUUCCGACCGGCAUCGACGUUUUUGACAACUUCGUGCUUGUCGCGAGCUCCUCCGGCCAUGCGCUGGUCAUCGUCGAUGUCUCGAACCCAGCGUCGCCGCAGAAAUACAGCGUUCUCAAAGAUGCUCCAAGCCUGCGAGAAGCACGAUGCGUCGUCGUGCAGGGCAAGUAUGCCUAUGUCGCCAGUGCCACGCCCAACGCACUUUCUGUUAUUGAUAUCUCGGACAUUCGCAAUCCUCUUCUUGUCUCCGUUGUGGAACGCGCAACUGCGGACAUGGCAAGCCACGUUGCUGUCGACUGCCGCUUUGCAUACGUGGCGAGUGCCUACAACGACGCCCUUACCGUCAUUGACAUCCGCGACCCGCGGGUACCUCGCUACGUUGGAACGCUGAAGGACAACUCCAAACAGAACGGCAUCGAGACGGUGGCUAUUUCAGGGAAGUACGGAGUUUUUGUCAGCCCGGCGACGGAUGCUAUGGUUGCAUGGCAGCUGCCGUAUUACUGCGAUGCAGGGUCUCCGUCCGAAACGCAGCAGUUUGGA
Molecule: messenger RNA, 714 nt
Organism: Symbiodinium necroappetens
Lineage: Eukaryota; Dinophyceae; Suessiales; Symbiodiniaceae
Source: the annotation of a GenBank genome assembly